CGUGAUGCAUUGUGUUUAGGUGUUUCUCACACAUGGAGAGGGGAACCCCAUAUUGUCAUUCACCCAAUAAGCCAAACAGUAAAACCAGGGGAGACAUUCACUCUUAAAUGCACAGCUUUAGGCAAGCCUGUGCCUGCCUACCAGUGGUACAGAAACGGUCGCAUCCUUCCUAAACAGACCACAGAAACACUUAGGAUAGAAAAUGCCAGCGCAGACACUGUGGGCUCAUACCUCUGUGCUGUGUCAAAUAUUUUGGAGGAGAGAUGGUCUGAAGCAGCUGAGAUUGAGAUAGCACCUCCAGAUCAACAACCAGCGCCCACGCUUAUGGCAACCGACAAAGUGGCAUUACUGAUUGGGAACCUGAACUACAACAACCAUCCUGGUCUGAUGGCCCCCACCAUGGAUGUUCAUGAGCUGGCCAAUCUUCUGCAACAGCUAGGCUUCAGAGUUGUCUCUCUGCUUGAUCUCACCCUUCAGGAAAUGCAGGCUGCCAUCGACAAGUUCUUGCAGCUCUUGGACCGUGGAGUGUAUGCUGUUUUUUACUACGCUGGCCAUGGCUAUGAGCACUCUGGCAGAAAUUACCUGGUGGCCAUUGACGCUCCACGACCCUACCGUACAGAAAACUGUGUGUGUGUACAGAAAGUGAUGCACAAUAUGCAGAACAGAAAAGCCCAGCUCAACGUCAUUCUCCUGGACACCUGUAGGAAAUGGUACAAACAAAAAGGUCCUCUCUCUGAUAUUAAGCCUUCAGCUCCUCUGGGCAACACUGUGUAUGGAUACGCCACGAGUGAAGAUGCAGAGGCUUUUGAGGUCCAGGAUGGUGGCAAGAGCACUGGGAUCUUCACCAAAUACCUGAACAAACAUGUCUUAAAGCCAGAGAGGGUGACCCAUGUCUUGGAGCAGGUCUCUGAGGGUGAGUGCUUCUACCAAUACUGUUCUGUUCCAAAACGUUGAGAGCUGCCUCACUACCUA
This is a messenger RNA of Sinocyclocheilus grahami, 972 nucleotides long. RefSeq names its product mucosa-associated lymphoid tissue lymphoma translocation protein 1-like. NCBI's taxonomy places the organism in Eukaryota, Metazoa, Chordata, Actinopteri, Cypriniformes, Cyprinidae. The transcript is spliced from 8 exons. The record is from RefSeq and is a predicted model, not a curated record. Gene Ontology annotation, biological process: proteolysis. Gene Ontology annotation, molecular function: cysteine-type endopeptidase activity. The annotation marks the transcript as partial.